AUGUCUGCUUCUUUACGGCGUCUGAUGUCGCGGGAGCUCCGCGGAGACGUGGCGCGCGGUGGCCUACUUGGUUCGCAUCCUACGUCACCCCCAGGGGCUCGGACAUAAUCGCGCUUCGCGAUGGGCGGCUUGGGUUGGAGAGGCGCCCUCCUCCAGGCGGCGGCGCGAGGGCGCGAAGAUGACCGGGCGUCGCGCUCGCGGGGCGCGAUGCGCGAAGUCAGGUGUCCAUGCCUGCACCGUUGGCUCCCAGGACGAGUGCUGCUACGGCGAUGCCCACAGCGACGCCUGCAUCCUUCAAUGCGUCCACAGCGAUGCGCGAAGUCAGGUGACGCGGACAGUUUGCUACGUCACUAUGUUGUGGCACCUUGGCGACUCUUGGGUGAUGGUAGGUUGGCUGGUGCACAUGCGGCGGCUGAUGCUGGAGACCAGGAGGCCUCUGGGGCGGGGUAACACGCCUGGCGCGGAUGGCCUGAGUAAGUAUCCAAUCCAGCCUGCCGAUGUCCGCGGACCUGCAUGUGCUGGCAACACGAACGCGGUGUGAGUUUCAGGGUGCGGGUGGAGAAGGAGCAUGAUCAUGAUUACGAUGAGAGCGGUGUUGACGUAAGGGCCCGCAGGAGGAGGUUUAAUUUUUUAGCUGUUUUUGGGGUCUCCCAUGUGUUCUGACUCCGGCUAGGCUUUGCGUGGCCGGAUUCUUCCACACCUUUAAGUACUUUCUCGGCCUCCGGCCGAGGGCGGCAAGGCAUCGUGAAGCCUGUCAGCCACAUCAUCCUCUACCCGCAGGAGGAGGGUGAUCGCCGGGCUGGGGCCGGGGCCGGGGCCGGGUCCGGGCCAGGUCGGGUCGGGGGCCGGGCCCGGGGCCGGGCCGGAGCCGGGCCGUGGCCGUGGCCGGGCCGGGG
Prorocentrum cordatum is the source of this 896-nucleotide messenger RNA. The record is from the annotation of a GenBank genome assembly. NCBI's taxonomy places the organism in Eukaryota, Dinophyceae, Prorocentrales, Prorocentraceae.